Messenger RNA from Lagenorhynchus albirostris (white-beaked dolphin), 2645 nucleotides. It is a transcript of the gene GGT5, whose product is annotated as gamma-glutamyltransferase 5. Gene Ontology annotation, biological process: glutathione catabolic process. The record is from RefSeq and is a predicted model, not a curated record. Gene Ontology annotation, molecular function: glutathione gamma-glutamate hydrolase. NCBI's taxonomy places the organism in Eukaryota, Metazoa, Chordata, Mammalia, Artiodactyla, Delphinidae.
GAACUCGGGUCCUGAUUGACAUUGCCUUGGGUCCCCCUGUGUCUGCCUCUGGUCCCCUUUAGCCCCAGUGUCCUCUGGCUCUGAGGAUGCUGCGGUGAGCUGCGGCUGGGCGGGGCCCCAUGAAGAGGAGGAAAAACUCCCCACAGACGCCCUGCUGCCUGGCGUCUUGCCAGGGCCAAGACGGGCUGAAAACUGGAAGUCCAGGCGGGUGGCCAGCUCCGCCUCUGAGAGCCAUGGCCCAGGGACACGGAGCCACGGUCAGCAUGGUCCUGCUGGGGCUGGGGUUGGCGCUGGCCAUCAUCGUGCCUAUCGUGGUCGUCUCUUGGCACCGUGUCCACUGUGGCCCCCAGGCCUUUGCCCAUGCUGCGGUUGCUGCGGACUCUAAGAUCUGCUCGGACAUUGGACGAGCCAUCCUCCAGCAGCACGGCUCACCCGUGGAUGCCACCAUCGCGGCUCUGGUCUGCACCGGGGUUGUCAACCCCCAGAGCAUGGGCCUGGGUGGAGGGGUCAUCUUCACUAUCUACAAUGCGUCCACAGGGAAGGUGGAGGUCAUCAACGCCAGGGAGACGGUACCCGCCAGCCACGUCCCAGGUCUGCUGGACCAGUGCAAGCAGGCCCAGCCUCUGGGCACAGGUGCCCAGUGGAUCGGGGUGCCUGGGGAGCUCCGUGGCUACGCUGAGGCCCACCACCGCCACGGCCACCUGCCCUGGGCGCAGCUCUUCAGGCCCACCAUCGCGCUGCUCCGGGGGGGCCUCCGCGUGCCCCGCAUCCUCAGCCGCUUCCUGCAUAGCAGCUACCUGCGCCCUUCCCUGCACGCAUCGUCCCUGAGGCAGCUCUUCUUCAAUGGGACAGAACCCCUGAGUCCUCAUGACCCACUCCCCUGGCCCGCGCUGGCCGCCACCCUGGAGACCGUGGCUGCGGAAGGCGCAGAGGCCCUCUACACAGGGAGGCUGGGCCAGAUGUUGCUGGAGGACGUUGCCAAGGAAGGGAGCCGGCUGACCCCGCAGGACCUGGCAUCAUUCCGGCCUGAGGUGGUGGACGCCCUGGAGGUGCCCCUGGGGGACUACACCCUGUACUCACCGCCACCGCCUGCAGGGGGCGCGAUUCUCAGCUUUGUCCUCAAUGUGCUCAAAGGGUUCAACUUUUCCGCGGAGUCAGUGGCCAGGCCCGAGGGGAGGGUGAACUUGUACCAUCACCUCGUGGAGACGCUCAAGUUUGCUAGGGGGCAGAAGUGGCGGCUGUGGGACCCUCGAAGCCACCCGGAGGUCCAGAACGCCUCCCAGGACCUGCUGGGGGAGGCUCUGGCCCAGCACAUCCACCAGCAGAUCGACACCCGGGGUGACCACCAGCUCAGCCACUACAGCCUGGCCGAGACCUGGAGCCACAGGAUGGGCACGGCCCACGUGUCCGUGCUGGGCGAGGAUGGCAGCGCUGUGUCUGCCACCAGCACCAUCAAUACGCCCUUUGGAGCCAUGGUGUACUCACCGCGCACGGGCAUCCUCCUCAACAACGAGCUCCUGGACCUGUGCUGGAGGCACCGGCGGGGCUCCGGAGUCACCCCCCCUCCCGUUCCAGGUGAGCGGCCCCCUUCAUCCAUGGUCCCCUCCAUCUUGGUCAACGCAGCCCAGGGGUCGAAGCUGGUGAUCGGCGGGGCUGGCGGGGAGCUCAUCAUCUCUGCUGUGGCCCAGGCCAUCAUGAACAAGCUGUGGCUGGGCCUUGACCUGCAAGCUGCCAUUGCAGCCCCCAUCCUGCACGUGGACAGCAAGGGCCGGGUAGAGUACGAGCCCAGCUUCAGCCAGGACCUCAACUCUGAGAAUUUGGACCUGACAGCCUGGAAUCCAGAGAACCCCGAGCCCACGGCCCUCAGCUCCCUGGAAGGAGGUGAAGAAGGGGCUCCAGUACCGGGGCCAGAGCCAGACCGAGAGGCCCGUUUUCCUGAACGUGGUCCAGGCCGUGUCCCAGGACGGGGCCUGCGUGUACGCCGCAGCGGACCCCAGGAAGGGUGGGGAGCCCUCAGGCUACUAAAGAGGCUGCUCCCUCCCCAGAGCUGGGAUCCCACCCAGCACACGUCCAGGCUAGCCUGGUCCGGCAGAAUCUGGACCCCUUGGCUGGACGGUCAGCCUGGGGCUUCAAGAGGUGGGGACAGCCCAGCAGAUGGACGGCUGUGGGGGCCGAGCCCUGCCCUCCCAGAGCCCCUGUGGCCCUGCCCUGACCCCUCCAACCUCCCCAGGCCUCUCACCCAGGACUGGGCCCCCGCUCCCCGAAACCCCAUUCCCCACCUGUGUAUCUUCCAGUCCAAGAUUAAAGAAAAGGCUGCACCACGCCUGAUUCAGGGUCGAGGUGGGGAGGGGACCUUCAGAAAGCACGUGCAGUGAGCUGCAGCCCUCCACACACACCACCACGGAGCCAGGGAAACCAGACACGGGCUGGGCCUUCUCCAGGCCACCCCUGGACACUUGCUGGGGCUCCGCACACGCCGUUGGGAGGAAGGCAGGGGUGUGGCCUGGGGGCACCUGUCCCUGGCUCCUGGGGGCCCUUGGCCCAGGCCCGUCCUGGAGCUUGUCCUCCGUGCCAGGAAGAGGCUGGAGGAAGCGAGACCUAAGCCCUCCCCAGCCCCCAACUCCAACAUGUUCUCACCCUCAGCA